Molecule: messenger RNA, 300 nt
Organism: Maylandia zebra (zebra mbuna)
Lineage: Eukaryota; Metazoa; Chordata; Actinopteri; Cichliformes; Cichlidae
Source: RefSeq, a predicted model, not a curated record
CCAGAGUCUAGUGCUGCUCAUCCAGAUGUCAUAGGAGACAGAUGUCUUGGACCAUGCCUAGCUUUGUGCCCCGAGUACAGCUUCAUCUUGGAGGAUGAGCUGGGCGUUUGCGGCUGUGUGUUAGGCAUCUUGGAUGUUCGCUCCUUUGCCAAGCGGUGCCAGGCCAGCUGGAUACCCGCCAUGAGGGACAAAUACCCACCAAAAAUGAACGGCACACAUCCAAACACCCAGGACCUGAUUCAGCUGAUGGAGGAGGAUCAGGGCGAGUACCCAGACUCGCUGCUCUACCACUUCCCUCGC